Aspergillus japonicus CBS 114.51 is the source of this 2783-nucleotide messenger RNA. Its product is annotated as RNA exonuclease. Gene Ontology annotation, molecular function: exonuclease activity; nucleic acid binding. The transcript has a single exon. Gene Ontology annotation, cellular component: nucleus. The record is from RefSeq and is a predicted model, not a curated record. Bases 378 to 2663 code for a protein of 761 amino acids. Lineage: Eukaryota; Fungi; Ascomycota; Eurotiomycetes; Eurotiales; Aspergillaceae.
GAAGCCUUGCUCAAAGGUCGUCGUAACAGUGCUCAGCUAUUGCGAAGCCUACCCUAUAAUGGCUCUUGGACCCCGCGCAGGUCCAGCUUGCAUGUUUUGCAGAUGCAACCUUCCUGCAGGCGCUGCGACAACCACAACUCAUCACCGCCCGCGAUACACUAUCAUCACAUGACCCAACAAUCGAUAGGAUCUUCGCCGCGCGACAUCCGAGAUUUGUCAAUCGCCAGGCAGAUUAUCCCAAUUCUCUCGACAUAUUUGCGGUGGAUCAGAAGUUGGCUCCGUGUCCGAACUGGCCUCUAACUUAGUUUGCUGGAACCGGUGUAGCUGGGCAAGCUCCUUCAGACACUCCCACCCAUUGCCGCGCUGUCAACCCAGAAAUGGCCGGAUCCAGAAAGCGCAAGCACGCCGAUUGCUCGGACGACGAAAGUCCUGUGAAAACCAAUCCAGACACAGGGAAUGGCUUCGGAAUCGCACAGACCCUUGCCUCCAUUCAGAAGUCGGCAUCGGAAUCGAACGAGAACAACGACAACUCUGCGACGUCCGACGCCGGGGCCGAUAAGGCGCAGAAGGGAGCUCAGCGACCAAGCAAGAAGAAGCGCGUGGAUGGCGUCAAGACCAAGUAUCCCGUCCUCACAUACGUUGAAGGGCGAUUACAAUCAUCCAUCCGGAUCGCAGACCUACAAAGUCUGCUUCUCUACUGUUUCGCCGAUGGCAUUGCACCACAAUGGAUCUCCAUCAAGCACUCCGGCUACGUUCGAAAGAUUGUGGUGGUGAUGGUUCCUGGCCUGGAGCUUGGGAUGCUGGAUGGAUCUAUACCGCUGGCAUCGGAGGAAGCUAGCGAACAGAUGGACGUGGAUAAGGAUACAGAAUCUGCGGAGAAACAGGAGGAGGAUCCCAAGACGGCGGACUUUGCCCGGUGGAAGCAAGGCUUGCCUCUGGAGGAUCGCUCCCAUCGGUUCAACCCGCGGCCGUUGACGCGGGAGAGUCUCCCAGAGCCUUUGCAGUCGUUGGCCGAUAUGUUCCCUCAUGCUUGGCCGGUGAAGGCGCCUGGAGACACGAAGUACAACAAAGUCCACUCGCCGCUCCAGGCGAUGCUCCUCACGCCACUACCGAAGAACAAGGAGAGUAACAACACAAAGGGUCCAAAACCGCCGAGGGUGGACAAGAACCAGGCCUCCCAGAGAACGCCGAUCACUACAUUUAUCAGUUCCGUCGCGGAUCUGCGCGAAAACGACUACGUCCUACAUCCGGCUCUCAUGGCCAACGAGCAAGAGAGGUUGAAUCUAGCAGAGAGCCGCAAGCGAGCCGGUCAAUCCGCCGAGGAUGGAUGGGUUGACACCCACGUUGAAAGUCUCGAGGCUGGCCAGGUACCGGAGGCUGAGAUCCAGCAGGGAAGCAUGACCGCUGGACGGGACGUACUGGCGCUGGACUGCGAAAUGUGUAUCACGGAGGGGGGCCAGUCCGAACUCACGCGGAUCAGUCUGGUGCGCUGGGACGGAGAGGUCGUACUCGACGAGCUCGUGAAGCCACAAAAGCCCAUAAUCGACUACCUCACUCGGUUCUCCGGCAUCACCAAGGAGAAGCUCGACCCCGUCACGACCACCCUCGCCGACAUUCAGGAGAAGCUCCUCACCAUCCUUACUCCCCGAGCCAUCCUCGUCGGCCACUCCCUCAACUCCGAUAUGAACGCCCUCAAGAUGACCCACCCCUUCAUCGUCGACACCACUUUCAUCUACCCCCACCCGCGCGGCCCGCCCCUCAAAUGCAGCCUGAAGUGGCUCACUCAAAAAUACAUGGGCAAGGAGAUCCAAAAGGGCCAAACCGGCCACGACUCCAUCGAAGACGCCCGCGCCGUGCUCGAGCUCGUCAAGCAGAAGUGCGAGAAGGGCGAGCGCUGGGGCACGGGCGACAACUCCAACGAAAGCAUCUUCAAACGUCUUGGCCGCUCCACCCGGCCUGGCAAGCACACCCCCUCAACCAACAACAACACCAACAAUGAUACCCCUGAAGGCCGCACCGGCGCCGUCGUCGACUGGGGCAACCCCGAGCGCGGCUUCGGCGCCCAGGCGACCGUCGCCAUCGGCUGCGUCGACGACAACGACGUCGUCAACGGCAUCGCCUCCGCCGUCAACGGCGACGAGACCCACCCUUCCAUCCCCGGCGGCGGCGUGGACUUCACCUGGGCGCGGCUGCGCGAGCUCGAACUCCACCGCGGCUUCUGUAAUCGUCUCCCCGACCCCAACAAUGCCAACGAAUCGACCGCCGUGGUUCCUGCCGCCGAGGAAACCACAGCAACACCAACAACAACGUCCAGUGACGCCGCAGCAGCCACAAGCACGACGGCAUCACCCUCCGAGGAGAAAACACAAGACCACCCAGCACCGACGCCACAGUUAUCGGACGUGGUCAGCCGCACGGUCGCGAAUCUCCAGCGCAUCUACGACGCCCUCCCGCCCUGUACCUUGUUCAUGGUCUACUCGGGCACCGGGGACCCGCGCGAGGUCAGCCGUCUGCAGGCGAUGCACAAGCUGUUCCGCGAGGAGUAUAACUCCAAGAAGCCAUGGGAUGAGCUCAGUGUCAAGUGGACGGAUACGGAGGAGCAGGCGCUCAAGAAGGCCUGCGAGCGCGCCCGCGAGGGCUGUGGGUUCAUGUGUGUAAAAUAACCUCUGUGUGUAUGGACGUGUGUGUGUUUCCCGCUCAUCUCGGGUAGGUUGGCGCCUUAGGAUAGUGAAAAUCGGAGCUUGGAUCUCGAAUCAUUAUAUCUACCUUGGGGUGGAAUAUCA